AUGGUGAAUCUGGUGGGGUGUGACUAUGCGCUCGUCAGGGAUGUGUGCGAAGCUUUGGGGUGGAAGCUGACAGACAAUGAAGUGAAGUGGACGAUCAGGUGGAUAGACCGGUAUCUAUUUGAGAAGACCAUCAAGGAGUUCAGGAUGUACAGGCCCCAGCGCAUCAAUCACUUCCCGUCCAUGUUUGAGAUCGCCUUCAAGUGCAAGCUAGCCCACAACCUCAACCGCAUCAAGAAACGCAUUCCUGGGGAUUACAAUUUCUUCCCCGAGACCUACGUCCUUCCAGAUGACUUCAUGACUUUCUCAAGGUUGACGACAACGAAGAAGAACAGGACUUACAUCAUCAAGCCCAACUGUGGCAGUCAAGGAAAUGGGAUCUUCUUCGCCAGAAAAGCUUCUGACAUUCCCAAGGAGGGGAAGUACGUGGCACAGAAGUACAUGAAUCGCCCCCUGCUCAUCGAGGGUCUCAAGUUUGAUCUUCGAUUGUACGUACUGGUCACAUCCGUCUGCCCGCUCCGCUUGUACCUGAUGAGAGAAGGCCUUGCGCGGUUCUGCACAGAGAAAUAUGAAAGCAUAUCAAGAAAGAACUACAAAGAUCAGUAUCGGCAUCUCACCAACUUCUCAAUCAACCGAUACAGCGAGCGCUUUGAAAUGCCCUCCAUGCCCUCUGUUGAGGGGAUGCACAGCGGCAGUGGGGAGAAAGGAAGCAAACGAUCGCUCUCCAGCAUUCUGCGGUGGCUGGACGAGAACGGGUUCUCCAGUGAGAAGACUUGGGAUGAGAUAGUUCAGAUUGUCGCCAAAACAGUGAUAGCAGGGGUACCAGCCAACCAGAGAUCGUACAAAUGCACUUUCCCGGAGUCUCGGGACUCUUUCGGCUCCUCGUGCUUCACGAUCUUGGGAGUCGAUGUGCUGCUGGACUAUCAGGCGAGACCAUGGCUGAUUGAAGUCAACGAACUCCCGUCGUUUGAGGCCAGCUCGGACCUCGAUCAAUCGGUGAAGGAGACGGUUGUUCUUGAGGCGUUGAAAAUCAUCUGCCCGUCGAAGACCGAGAUCUCCUUGUUCAAGGAGUUGAAAAGGUUGCCCUCGACAGUCCUGAAAGGGAGCAGCGAUGAUACGUACAAGCGGCUCAAGGAACAAAUCAUCGCCGAGAGAACAGAGCACGAGGCUUCACAAUGUGUGCACUAUGAGUAA
This is a messenger RNA of Guillardia theta CCMP2712, 1191 nucleotides long. RefSeq lists its product as hypothetical. Gene Ontology annotation, biological process: microtubule cytoskeleton organization; protein polyglutamylation. The record is from RefSeq and is a predicted model, not a curated record. Lineage: Eukaryota; Cryptophyceae; Pyrenomonadales; Geminigeraceae. The transcript has 2 exons. Gene Ontology annotation, cellular component: cilium. The coding region runs from base 1 to 1191 and encodes 396 amino acids. Gene Ontology annotation, molecular function: tubulin-glutamic acid ligase activity; tubulin binding.